Colletotrichum fioriniae is the source of this 837-nucleotide messenger RNA. The record is from RefSeq and is a predicted model, not a curated record. Lineage: Eukaryota; Fungi; Ascomycota; Sordariomycetes; Glomerellales; Glomerellaceae.
AUGGCUUGGCAAAACCUGUACCGCGAAGAGCAGGAGAUCGAGAAUAGAGAGGCCAAGGCACAAGGAAGGAGGCCACGUUCCCUAGAGGGACAGCUGAGCAUCCACUGCAACAACUUCUCUAAGCCCAUCCGGUACGACUUCUACGGUUUAGACAAUAAGUACAAGUUCGAAGAUUUCACCAUUCCACAACAUUCUGUCAACAAAGCGGUACAAAUAGCUUUGGAUAAUCAGGGAAGCGACAACCCGCAACUAAUGUGCGCGGCAUACGCUUCGAACAAUGACACGGCGCAGCUUGGUCAAGAUAGCCCCGAACCUGAAGAGGCUGCUUUCAUUGACGGGAUGCUGGCGCUUGCGCACGACUUUUCAUUCGUUGUCUACUCUAUGGAGUACAAAAUCCAGAAUAAUUUCUGGUCGAGUAUCCUGAAAGAAGAUAAAACCACAGCCAGCUUCACCUUCUAUCCCUUUCAAAGGUCGCUUUAUCAUCAAGCUGAGGCGGUCCUCGACGCUCUUGUCUGGAAAAAGCUGAAAGACAAAGCCGGCAGCUUUUUCGAGGCAGACUUUGGGGAGGAAGAUACAAAAUCGAUUAGCAAGAACCACUCAGAGUCAAUUGACGAGGAGAAUGCGAUGGUGAGUAUUGCGGUGAAUGCAAUGGCGACUACAGAGGGUGAUGUAGAAUCAAUUUGCGAGGAGGACACAGAGUCAAUUUACAUGGAGAAUGCAAAGGUGACUAUUGAGGUGGAUGGGAUGGAAAUAAUUGAGGAGGGGAACGCAAUGGCUGUGGUUGAGGACGAUUCAGACCUAGCAGACAUGAGGUUAUCAAAGACAGGAGCCGCUUGA